AUGUUCACAUUGGGCAAGGUCAGAUCUGAGCGUGGCGGAAGGCUGAAGUUCCUCGCAGAGGUGAAAGACGUGGCGAUGGUAAUGCAACGCCUCGAGGACGUCAGGCCGAAUUUGAUGCCACUCACAAAGAGCCCGGAUCUUCUCCUCUACCAGAUGAGAGAAUACGGAGUGGUCUUGUCUGGCUCCAGAGCAGCCGAGUACUUUGCGCCUGGUGCAUCCCUGGAAGACUCGGACUGGGGCUUCUACUAUGACGCAUCGAACGAUUUCAUAGAACAGUUUGUAGAGAAGACGGCAGUGCACGGGAUAAAGUGUAGAGAGGGACCGGGAGUACAAUACCAACUCGACGGAGGAGGCCGACGUUAUGGCACCGUGGAGAAUCAACUACGAAGGGACGUCUUCGUCAGGGCACGGCGUGCAACUUAUAUCGUGUGCUCUUUCAGCCUGCACGCAGAUACUGUGCAACUUUGA
Messenger RNA from Fonsecaea erecta, 468 nucleotides. RefSeq lists its product as hypothetical. The record is from RefSeq and is a predicted model, not a curated record. The transcript has a single exon. Bases 1 to 468 code for a protein of 155 amino acids. Lineage: Eukaryota; Fungi; Ascomycota; Eurotiomycetes; Chaetothyriales; Herpotrichiellaceae.